This is a messenger RNA of Ascoidea rubescens DSM 1968, 813 nucleotides long. RefSeq lists its product as uncharacterized. Gene Ontology annotation, molecular function: RNA binding. The transcript has a single exon. Lineage: Eukaryota; Fungi; Ascomycota; Saccharomycetes; Ascoideales; Ascoideaceae. The coding region runs from base 1 to 813 and encodes 270 amino acids. The record is from RefSeq and is a predicted model, not a curated record.
AUGUCUACUGUAUUACUUUCAAAUGUUGCAACCACAACUACCUCUGAACAACUAAGGCAAUUUGUUGAAUUCUGUGGCAAAAUCGAUACCAUUGAUAAGAUAAAUGAUGACACCUAUAAAAUUGUCUUUGUUGCUCCUGAGGCCUCUGAAACCGCUCUACUAUUAAACGGUGUUGUUCUUGAGGGAAAACCUGUUUCAGUAUCUGUAUCUUCUCCAAUUCAAAAAGAUAACACUGCUAAUAAUAAUAACAAUGAUAAUCUCGAUAACAGUAAUGUUCCUCAUUCUUUAACAACUUCCUCAAUUCAUCCCGAUGCUACCACUGUUUCCUUAGCUUCUCAAGUUCCCUUGCAAGAUUCUUCUAAAUCAGUUUCCAACAAUAACUCACAGGCCACAGAAACUCCAACUACUGAUAUUGCUCAAGAAUACAAACCCAAGAGUACCAUCUUUGCCGAAUAUUUAUCUAAUGGUUACGUUUUAGGUGAUCAAGCCUUACAAAAAGCUAUUCAAUAUGACUCUCAAAAGGGUUAUUCCACUAAAUUUAGAAAUUUCUUGUCAAAUUUAGAUUCGAGAUACCAUGUUCAAGAUAAAUUCACCCAAGAAAGAACAAAAGCUAUUACAUCUGCCGAAAAUGCUCAUUUAUUUGAAAAAAAAUCAAAACUUGAUUUAACUUUUGAAAAAUAUUUUACCAGAGCAAAAUCAACCACUUAUGGUUCAAGAUUACACGACUUUUAUUUAAAAGGUGUUAGUGAUAUUAAAGAUAUCCAUGAAGAAGCAAAAAGAUUGGCUCAAAUAAAAUCUGCAAAAAAUCAAUAA